GAGGAGGGCGAAGACUCCAUCCGCCAUGUUGGAUGCCGCAGAUUCGCCAUAACCGCGCCGGCUCUUUUCUUAAAAAAAUAAAAAUAAAAAGCGAAGCAUCAGCGGAGCGCCCCGCCUUCUCGGUCGGCGCGGGAGGGGGCCCGGAAGAGCCCGAGGCUUUUUUUUCCUCCGCGGUGGGGGCGUUGCCAUGGAGACGCGGGCGGCAGAAAACCCAGCCAUCUUCAUGUGUAAAUGUUGUAACCUUUUCUCACCAAGUCAGUCGGAACUCCUCUCCCACGUUUCUGAGAAGCACGCAGAAGAGGGGGUUAAUGUGGAUGAGAUCAUCAUUCCCCUGAGGCCUCUGAGUACCCCUGAACCCACCAACCCAGGCAAAACCGGAGAUGAGUUUUCGGUCAUGAAGAGGAAGAGAGGCAGGCCGAAGGGGUCCACGAAGAAGGCCAGCCCCGAGGAGGAGCUGGCGGAAGACAACGUUAUUCCCAGCGGGGACAGCCCGCGGGCCCCCGAGGGAGGGGGCAGCCUGACUCCCAGCAGCCUGGAGUGCAGCAAGUGCUGCCGGAAGUUCUCCAACCCACGGCAGCUGAGGAAGCAUAUCUGCAUCAUCGUGCUGAACCUGGGCGAGGAGGAGGGAGAGGCCGGUAACGAAUCUGACCUUGAACUGGAGAAGAAGUAUAAGGAAGAUGAUGGAGAAAAGGCCCCGAAGAGACUGCGGACUCCGAGAGUGGAGAAAGUCCAGAAGGUCUGCUCGGGAAAAGAGGCCGCGCAGAUCUCCGGAGCCAAGAAGCCCAUCAUAAGUGUGGUUUUAACGGCUCACGAAGUGAUUCCAGGUGCUACCAAGAUUGUUCCGGUGGAGGCUGGGCCCCCGGAAGCAGGAGCCGCAGACCCCGAGGCCGCAGCGGCCGACCUGGCACCCCGGAGAGGGUACCAGGAGUACGCCAUCCAGCAGACACCCUAUGAGCAGCCCAUGAAGUCAAGCAGGCUCGGGCCCACCCAGCUCAAGAUCUUCACCUGUGAGUACUGCAACAAGGUCUUCAAGUUCAAGCACUCACUGCAGGCCCACCUGCGGAUCCACACCAACGAGAAGCCGUACAAGUGCUCCCAGUGCAGCUACGCCAGCGCCAUCAAGGCCAACCUCAACGUGCACCUGCGCAAGCACACGGGCGAGAAGUUCGCCUGCGACUGCUGUUCCUUCACCUGCCUGAGCAAGGGCCACCUCAAGGUGCACGUGGAGCGGGUGCACAAGAAGAUCAAGCAGCACUGCCGCUUCUGCAAGAAGAAGUACUCCGACGUCAAGAACCUCAUCAAGCACAUCCGCGACGCCCACGACCCGCAGGACAAGAAGGUCCAGGAGGCCCUGGACGAGCUCUGCCUGAUGACGAGGGAGGGCAAGCGGCAGCUGCUCUACGACUGCCACAUCUGCGAGCGCAAGUUCAAGAACGAGCUGGACCGCGACCGCCACAUGCUGGUCCACGGCGACACGUGGCCCUUCGCCUGCGAGCUCUGCGGCCACGGGGCCACCAAGUACCAGGCGCUGGAGCUGCACGUCAGGAAGCACCCGUUCGUGUACGUCUGCGCCCUCUGCCUCAAGAAGUUCGUCAGCUCCAUCCGCCUGCGCGCCCACAUCAAGGAGGCGCACGGGGCCGCCCAGGAGACCGUGGUCUUCACCAGCUCCAUCAACCAGAGCUUCUGCCUCCUGGGGCCUGGCGGGGACAUCCAGCAGGAGGCCCUGGGCGGGCAGCUGCAGCUGGCAGAAGAGGAGUUUGUGUUCCAGGGGGUGAACGCACCCAAGGAGGCGGCCGGCGCUGGGGACGCUCGUCCCGAGGAGGGGUCCAAGGCCCCAACAGAGGUGCCCGUCGCACCUGUGUGCUCGGCCGCCGCCCAGGCAGACAGCGCCGCCCCAGCACCCUGCGAGCUGGCGGCCUCCGCGGUGUCCUCCGACCUCCGUCGGCAUGCGGUGGUUUCCGAUGAGUUCCUGUUGAAGAGUGAUCCCUCCUCUGCUGAGGCUCUGGCUGCUCCGGAGAAGACCUUGCACACCCAGCAGGGAGGCUCCAGUCCAGCUCAGGGCCAGGACGUCGCACCACUGCUGUCCAAGGCCAAAGGCGCCGCAGCAAACCCGGAAGCCCAGGGCGCCGAGAGCCCCCCGGCUGAAGGGCAGCAAGUGGCUGCCCUCCCAUCCGAUGGCCCAGAUCCCGGCAGGGGUCUCAGGGCAAACCCAGCCGAGGCCUCAGACCCUCCUCCGGGAACUGGUGGGAGGGACGCGGCCCUGUGCCGCCCUGACUCUUGCACGCCCGCCCCCGAGCACCGGGCGGGCAUCACUGCGUUCAUGAAGAUCCUGGACAGUUUACAGAAGAGGCGCAUGAAUACCGGCCUGUGCGAGAGGAUCCGGAAGGUGUAUGGCGACCUGGAGUGCGAAUACUGUGGCAAACUUUUUUGGUACCAAGUGCAUUUUGACAUGCAUGUCCGCACCCACACCCGGGAACAUCUGUAUUAUUGCUCCCAGUGUCAUUAUUCUUCCAUCACCAAAAACUGCCUUAAACGCCAUGUAAUUCAGAAACACAGUAACAUCUUGCUGAAGUGUCCCACUGACGGCUGUGACUACUCGACUCCAGAUAAAUAUAAGCUGCAGGCACAUCUUAAAGUUCACACAGAGCUGGACAAAAGGAGUUAUUCUUGUCCUGUGUGUGAAAAGUCUUUUUCAGAAGAUCGACUGAUAAAGUCACAUAUCAAGACCAACCAUCCCGAGGUUUCCAUGAGCACCAUUUCCGAGGUUCUCGGGAGGAGGGUGCAGCUGAAAGGGCUAAUUGGAAAGAGAGCCAUGAAGUGCCCGUAUUGUGAUUUCUAUUUCAUGAAGAAUGGCUCAGACCUUCAGCGUCAUAUCUGGGCUCAUGAAGGUGUGAAGCCCUUCAAAUGUUCUUUGUGUGAGUAUGCAACUCGUAGCAAGAGUAACCUCAAGGCUCAUAUGAAUCGUCAUAGCACUGAGAAGACCCACCUAUGUGACAUGUGUGGCAAGAAAUUCAAGUCAAAAGGGACACUGAAAAGUCACAAGCUCCUUCACACUGCUGACGGGAAGCAGUUCAAGUGCACGGUGUGUGACUACACAGCAGCCCAGAAGCCACAGCUGCUGCGGCACAUGGAGCAGCACGCCUCCUUCAAGCCUUUCCGCUGCGCCCAUUGCCACUACUCAUGCAACAUCUCGGGCUCCCUGAAGCGGCACUACAACAGGAAACACCCCAACGAGGAGUAUACCAACGUGGGCACCGGGGAGCUGGCGGCCGACGCGCUCAUCCAGCAAGGUUGUUUGAAGUGUCCUGUGUGCAGCUUCGUUUAUGGCACCAAAUGGGAGUUCAACAGGCACUUGAAGAACAAGCAUGGCCUGAAGGUGGUGGAGAACGAAGGCGAUCCCAAGUGGGAGCCAGCAACAGAAACUCCGGAGGAGCCCUCCACCCAGUACCUGCAUAUCACCGAAGCCGAAGAGGACGUCCAGGGCACACAGGCAGCAGUGGCUGCCCUCCAGGACCUGAGAUACACCUCAGACAGUGGUGACCGACUUGACCCCACGGCUGUGAACAUCCUCCAGCAGAUCAUCGAGCUGGGCACCGAGACCCACGACGCCACUGCCGUUGCCUCGGUGGUCGCCAUGGCGCCCGGGACGGUGACUGUCCUGAAGCAGGUCACGGACGAGGAGCCCAGUUCCAACCACACGGUCAUGAUCCAGGAGACCCUCCAGCAGGCCUCCGUGGAGCUGGCUGAGCAGCAUCACUUGGUGGUGUCCUCCGACGACGUGGAGGGCAUUGAGACGGUAACCGUCUACACGCAGGGCGGGGAGGCCUCGGAGUUCAUCGUCUACGUGCAGGAGGCCAUGCAGCCCGUGGAGGAGCAGGCCGUGGGGCAGCCGGCCCCGGAGCUCUAGAGGACACGCAGUGUGGGACAGCACCACGGGGCAGGGCUGCCGGCCUCUGCGCAGCCCCCGGGACAGCCAGGGCGGGGAGGCCCCAGAGCAGUGCUCUCCGCAGGCUCUCCUCUGCGCUGUCCGCCCUGGUGGCCGCAUGAGACUCUCCUGGCCCUGCUUUGGGUGGGCGAGGGGUCGGCAUCACCAGCGACACAGGAGUGCUGCCCCCAGCACAGGCACAUGCACCUUCCCCCCGCGUCGUCUGCUUCCAGAAAGACCUGUGCCUCAACUCCCCAGACAUGGCCCAUACCGCAUAGCCCCUUUGCU
Molecule: messenger RNA, 4213 nt
Organism: Lipotes vexillifer (Yangtze River dolphin)
Lineage: Eukaryota; Metazoa; Chordata; Mammalia; Artiodactyla; Lipotidae
Gene: ZFAT
Product: zinc finger and AT-hook domain containing
Exons: 16
Coding region: 188-3907 (1239 amino acids)
Biological process (GO): positive regulation of transcription by RNA polymerase II
Cellular component (GO): nucleus
Molecular function (GO): DNA-binding transcription factor activity, RNA polymerase II-specific; sequence-specific DNA binding
Source: RefSeq, a predicted model, not a curated record